Messenger RNA from Stegodyphus dumicola, 2028 nucleotides. It is a transcript of the gene Hr51, whose product is annotated as photoreceptor-specific nuclear hormone receptor 51. The record is from RefSeq and is a predicted model, not a curated record. Gene Ontology annotation, biological process: regulation of DNA-templated transcription. Gene Ontology annotation, molecular function: sequence-specific DNA binding; zinc ion binding; DNA-binding transcription factor activity. NCBI's taxonomy places the organism in Eukaryota, Metazoa, Arthropoda, Arachnida, Araneae, Eresidae.
CGGGCAGACGGGCGCCCGGACUCUUCUUGGGAGCGAGGACCUGUUGACUUCUUCCUGUACGAUUGCCGGACCAUGUCGGAGUCCGAAACGAGCGGUCAUGUGCAGAAUGUCCGCCCCAGGACGGUGAGUCCAGCACAAUCUUCAACCACCGAUGAUGAGCCUUCAUCUCCUGGCAGCACUGUGGGGGGACAUUCGCCUGAAGCGCCCCCGAGAGAUUCGCCUCCGCCGCCGCCCCCCUUGGCAGGAUCGUCGUCUUCGUCCUCCGCCUUGCACCCCCAUUGUCCGACCGUCUCCGUGCACGGGUUCUAUCCACCGCCACCGCCCCUGCCGCCCUCUCGUCUCCAAGGGGGUAGUCCCCCCGACGUGCUGGGCCCCACCCCUGCCAAGAGGAUCUCCCCGGGCCUGACGUGCGUCGUCUGCGGCGAUACCUCGAGCGGGAAGCACUACGGAAUCCUCGCCUGCAACGGUUGCAGCGGUUUCUUCAAGAGGAGUGUGAGGAGAAAACUGAUUUACAGGUGCCAAGCAGGAACUGGUAACUGUGUUGUGGACAAAGCUCAUCGGAAUCAGUGUCAAGCUUGCAGGUUGAAAAAGUGUCUUCAGAUGGGAAUGAAUAAAGAUGCCGUGCAGAACGAGAGGCAGCCGCGGAAUACGGCUACCAUCCGGCCGGAGAGCUUGUCUGAAAUGGAGUCAGAGCGGUUGCUGAGAGACGGCGUCGCUGCGACCGUAGCUGCUGUCGGAGUUUACCCGCAGUCGCAUCGCGUCCACCACCUAUUAGCGGACGCCGCUCGUGCCAAGAUCGAACGGGACCACGAUCACAAGGAAGCUUUAGAUGGCCAUAUGGCAGAAAUGUCGAGGGAAGAGAUGCUAGAGCAGAGGCAAGGCAUUCCGAUGGUGGGCCCAAGUGGUCCAGCGGUGAGCUAUGGAGGUGUGAGUCCUCAAGAAGUGGGUCCCGUCUUCAGCUGCCCGCCUCCAGGCCAGGAGACUAUCUAUGAAACUUCUGCUCGUCUUCUUUUCAUGGCCGUCAAGUGGGCCAAAAAUCUGCCAUCUUUCGCCAACCUUCCUUUUCGUGACCAGGUGAUUCUACUAGAGGAGGCAUGGUCCGAACUCUUUCUGCUGUGUGCUAUCCAGUGGUGUAUGCCGCUCGAAUCCAGUCCUUUGUUCACUCCCACCGAACAUUUGAAUGCCGGGCUUCCUAAUGGCAAGGCAGCUCUCACAUUAGCCGAUGUCCGCACCCUGCAGGAGACCUUGGCCAGGUUCAAAUCAGUGGGCGUAGAUCCUGCUGAAUUCGCUUGCCUCAAAGCCAUUGCCCUUUUCAAAGCUGAUGCUCGGGGCUUAAAAGAUGCACAUCAGGUAGAAGGUUUGCAAGAUCAGGCUCAACUGAUGCUUCAGCAGCAUGUAAAGACUCAACACCCCACCCAUCCUUUCAGUUUCAUUUAUUGCAGAUUCGGCAGACUUCUUCUGAUGCUUCCUUCUCUGCGCUAUGUCCCAUCCGACAGGGUGGAAGGCAUGUUCUUCCAUCGCACCAUCGGCAAUACUUCCAUGGAGAAAUUACUCUGCGAUAUGUUCAAGUGCUAAAGAUCUCGAACGAAUUUUGAACACUCCCAAGAGCGCACAAAAAACAGAAUUUGUGGUUCCCACUUCGAGGAGAAUUCUACUGUCUUGCUGUUUCGAGAGUUCAUUUUUGUUCUUUGUGAAAUCAUUAAUGACUAUCCACUCAAGAUUAACAUCUGUAGAUGAGGCUAUAUUGUGGAACGUAGUCAAGACUGAUUGAAGAAACAGAAUCUCACAUACAAUUUAUGAGAGACAAUAUGAACAACAGAAUGAAUUAAAGCUAUUCUUUUGCAAAUAGAUACUAAACGAAGUUGAUACAAUUAGAAGCAACUUGCCACUUUAUUGCAUACAAUAAGUUGCUUCUAAUAAUAUUAACUAAUAAAUGUUACGCAAUCAUUCAUAUUUAUCAUUACAUUCGGUUGAUUCGAGUUAUGGAUUAACCCUUUCCGGCACGCUACCUGUUAAAGUUGGAGUUUU